Blastocystis hominis is the source of this 666-nucleotide messenger RNA. RefSeq lists its product as hypothetical. The coding region runs from base 70 to 519 and encodes 149 amino acids. Lineage: Eukaryota; Bigyra; Opalinata; Blastocystidae. The record is from RefSeq and is a predicted model, not a curated record. The transcript has 6 exons.
GUCCACAAGCAGGCUUGCGCUGAUUCAAAACGUUUGAUACUCGCGGAGUUGCACUUUCCGGGAAAACAAAUGUGUGAAGUCACUGAAGAAAAGCUAUCGGAGCGAGAAAUUCGUGAGUAUUUCCGCAAGCUAUUAUGUACACAGAAGGAUACUCUAAGCGAAUCGAAUCCUAGCGCACAUGCCAGUUGUCAAUCGCCUCGCCAAAAACGUCAGAGAAAGAAGAGCAUUCAUCUGGACGGCAGUGAUUCAGAGAUCUACCGAUUGAGCCGCUCUAAAAGUAGUCCCUUUCUCGCUUAUUCGUCCUCUUCUCAGCUCUUGUUUUUUUCUGAUUCCAACAUCGAACCAGACUCCGAAUCUGAAGCCAAUACGAGUAGCGCAGUUCCAAGAGAAAAGUGCGGAAACGCUUCGAACUGCCUAUCUGCCACAAUCCCCAGAGGGUGUAACAAUCAGUUACUUGUACUCUCUGGGACAGAUCCAUCCUUUGUCCAUUCUGUAGAACAGCAACUUGAGGGAGUGUGACGAAAUGCAGACUGGAGGUCUAUUGAACUUUGUAGAUUGUAACGAUUCCAUCUUUUCCAUUACCUUUCACCAAUUCAUUGCCAGUGCCAUGAAACAACCAAGUCUUUGUCAAUUGUGUCUUGCGUUGUAAUUGUGUAUUCUUGCUGU